Bufo gargarizans (Asiatic toad) is the source of this 580-nucleotide messenger RNA. RefSeq names its product ribosomal protein L24 (gene RPL24). Gene Ontology annotation, biological process: cytoplasmic translation. NCBI's taxonomy places the organism in Eukaryota, Metazoa, Chordata, Amphibia, Anura, Bufonidae. Gene Ontology annotation, molecular function: mRNA binding; structural constituent of ribosome. The transcript has 6 exons. The record is from RefSeq and is a predicted model, not a curated record. Gene Ontology annotation, cellular component: cytosolic large ribosomal subunit. Bases 64 to 531 code for a protein of 155 amino acids.
CGUCACUAUAUAUAGCCUAUUACCCACAAUCCUCUCUUUCUCUUCGCCAUCUUAGCCGGCGCCAUGAAGGUCGAGCUGUGCAGCUUCAGCGGCUACAAGAUCUACCCGGGGCACGGGCGGCGCUACGCCAGGACUGACGGGAAGGUGUUCCAGUUCCUCAAUGCAAAAUGCGAGUCUGCGUUCCUUUCCAAGAGGAACCCCCGUCAGAUCAACUGGACCGUCCUGUACAGGAGGAAGCACAAGAAGGGGCAGUCGGAAGAAAUCCAGAAGAAACGUUCCCGUCGUGCUGUAAAGUUCCAGAGGGCUAUCACUGGUGCCUCUCUGGCUGAAAUUAUGGCCAAGAGAAACCAGAAGCCUGAAGUGCGAAAGGCUCAGCGGGAACAGGCAAUCAGGGCUGCGAAAGAGGCAAAAAAGGCUAAGCAGGCUACCAAAAAGGUUGUUCCUGCCAAGGCCCCAGGAAAGGCUUCACACAAGCAGAAGAUUGCCAAGCCUGUGAAGAUGCAGGCUCCCCGUGUUGGUGGAAAACGCUAAGCAUUGUUUUACACGUGACCUGCUAAUAAAUUAGUUUUGAAAAAUCUAA